AUGGUGACACUACAUGUGACCACCCGCGACCGGACAUCCUUCCGGGUGGCCUGGACACAACCGCCUGAGCCUGUGGAUGGCUACCAGGUGGCCCUCGUUCCCAUGGACGAGGCAGAGGCGGUGACCAUGUACCAGCUGCCCGGCUCUGCCGUCACCUUUGAGGCGACGGGGCUGGUGCCCGGCGGCACCUACGAGGUCUCGGUGCAGGCGCAGCGGGAGCAGCACCCCGGGGCGCCCAGCACCCUGCGCGUCCGCACCUUGCCCGCCCAGCCCCUGCACGCCCGCAGGGUGCCCCCAGGGUCCCCUCGGGGUCCCCCGGGGCCUCCUGUGUCUCCAGCAUCACCGGUAUUCCCGGAGUCACCAGCAUCCCCGGGGUUGCCAGCCUCCCCAAGGUCACCGGCGUCCCCCAUGUCACCAGGAUCCCCAGGAUCCUCAGGGUCACCAGCAUCCCCAGGGUCUCCAGCAUCCCCAAGGUCCCCAGUGUCACCAGCAUCCCCAAAGUCACCAGCAUCUCCACGGUCCCCUGCAUCUCCGGGGUCUCCAGUAUCAUCCCCAGUGUCCCCAGAGUCCCCGAGGUCCCCAGUGUCACCAGCAUCCACAGCGUCCCCAGUGUCACCAGAUUCCCUGGGGUCAUCAGCAUCUCCACAGUCUCCUGCAUCCCCACGGUCCCCGGCAUCCCCACAGUCCCCGCGGUCCCCGGGGGGCCUGUCCCUGCAGACGGUGGUGCACAACCUAGGAGCCAAGCUCUCGCCCUACAAUGGCACCUUGCAGCAGCGGCUGGAGAGCUACCUCCGGGCCUCGGAAAAAAAACCCGCCACCCAGCCGGUGCCGGCGGUGGCCCGGGCCAUCCUCUCCUACCUGCUGCACAGGAGCCCAGCUGAGCUGCGUGAUCAGGUCUUCCACCGCCUUCGCCAGGGUCCCCCGGGCCCCCCGUCCCAUGUCAAGCCUCGGGUGAUGCCAGGGACUGCCAGUGAAGCCCUGGUGGUCCUGGAUGGGCUUCGGGGCCAUGUAGACACUGUGGUGAUCCGCUACCAGCUCCUGGGAGGGCCUGAGGGGGCCGGGGGGGAGCUGCGGGUGCCAGGGGAUGCAGCAGUGGCCCGGCUCCCAGGGCUGAUCCCAGGGGCCACGUAUCGCGUGGAGGUCCACGGUGUGGUGCAGGGGCAUGCCUCCAAGUCUUACUCCACCUUGGUGACCACAGGGGUGGACAGCACCGGUGACCCUCCCCCAGACCAGGGACACCGAUACGAGAUGGAGCUGACGAGAGUGGCUGAGCCUCAUGGCACAGUGGCUGAAGCAGGUAUCCCCAGGCAGUCCCCAAUCUGGUGGGAGGACCCAGGCAUCCAGGCUUGGGGCUCCCCAGCUCUUGGCAGCUGA
This is a messenger RNA of Struthio camelus australis, 1374 nucleotides long. Lineage: Eukaryota; Metazoa; Chordata; Aves; Struthioniformes; Struthionidae. The record is from RefSeq and is a predicted model, not a curated record.